AUUGGAAAGAGUCGAGAUGUCGUCGAAAACGCUGCACAACGAGCACAUAAAGCGGCCGAUGAACGCGUUUAUGGUGUGGUCACGAGGGCAGCGACGGAAAAUGGCCCAGGAAAAUCCCAAGAUGCAUAAUUCCGAGAUCUCAAAGAGACUCGGCGCCGAAUGGAAACUGCUCAGCGAAAGCGAGAAACGGCCCUUCAUCGACGAGGCUAAAAGAUUAAGAGCCCUCCACAUGAAGGAGCAUCCGGAUUACAAGUACAGGCCCCGCAGGAAGCCGAAAUCUUUGGUGAAGAAGGAGAACAAAUUCGGUUUCUCGAUAUCGCCGUUGAUGUCCUCGGGUGAAUCGUUGGGCAACAUAUCGAGAAGCCUGCUGCCACCUCUUGCCCCCCCAUCGCAUCACACGUUGAUGAGCCACGAGGAUCUCAAGAUCCCCCGUUUCUUCCCGCCGUUCCCGUAUCCCCUCUACCCAAUACAACACAAAUUGGGAGAAGAAUUCAACGGCGGGAAACUGGCCGCGGAUCUCGCUCUCCAAGCCCUCUACGGGGGUGGCACCUUCUACUCAAGCCACCAGACCAUGUCCUGGCCCGGUUUAUCGACGGCUACCUGCCUCCAGCCCAACUGCGGAUGCCCAAGCCCCCCCAAAGACCCGAAGAGGCCUUACUUGCCCGCCAAACUGGACGAGAGGCCGUUUCCAAGCCCGGGCAAACCGAUGAUGGAAGACGACGGAUUCCCCUCGGACAGGGAUUCGAGCAGGGAGGAGGCGAGAUACAGGAAACUGGAAGAGGAGAAUUUCUCGUCGUCGGUGGACAGGCAUCAGGAGGACGCCAGAUCGCAGGAUCGAUUCUCCUCGUCCUCCUCCUCCUCCCUGGUUGAUCAAAACGAGAAGUUAGGCAACACGACGACGACCACGACGAAUACGUCGUCGGCUACCACGAAAGUGGAGAGCUCGUUCUCUGUACAAAAUCUCACGUCGUCCAGCUCGAAUUUAGGCGGCCAUCGUGGCGGCCACGUCAUAUGAAGACCGCUUCCGGUUCUCCCGGACUUAAACUUCCGGGGGAACCUGGUACCACCCGGAUGGCCCAGCACCGACUGGUGGAGGGUACCACCGAUGCUCUCGCCGAUCCCCCAGGCGACCGUAACCAACCUGAACCAAGCGCCAGCCAAAGAGGACGAGGUCCAGUUCCAGGAGGAGCAGCAGAGGAACGGGACGAUGGCCAGAUCGAGGAGCAUCCACAUCGGAAAUGUACAGUGAUCAUCUCGACUGUUUGAAAGAAAAUUUCAAUCGAUUCUUUAUUCUAACUCGAGAUCGUAACAGAUCUCGACAGGGUUGGAUAGACAUUUCGUGUACAUAACGAAAUUCAAUCGUGGAAAAUAAUGGAUAACGAGUGAACUACAAUUUAUCGACUUUAGAAGUUUUUAGAAGAAGAUCCGAAGGAGAAUGAGAAUAGGAAGGCGAGUAUCACCGUCGGUCCUCGAUCAUUCGUAACCUGUUGCGUUGUGUGAUAAUUCGAGCAGCCUGUUUCUUAGCGCGCCGCGUUUUUUACGAUUGUACAUAAUAAUAACGGAGGAGAAGGAAUCGCGGAAGUGAGCUCGAAGAGCUCGGCUAAGUUUCCGAGUUUAAGAGUUAAGAUCCCGAUCUUGCUCUCGAUACCCUUUCUCUCAGCUUUCUCUCUACGGCGGAAUACUUUCCCAAAAAUGGUGUGCGAAAAAAAGUUGGAAGGAAAAUUCGUAUCCGGCGGUGGAUAGCCGCAAAGCCGAAUCGAUAACUCGGCGGAAUCCCACAAAGAGGGAGAGAAAGAGAAGGAGAGAGAGAGAGAAUGAGCGAGCGGCGAAAGGGUCUUUUCCGGCAAAGCGUGUACAGGGAUGCAAGAGAAGAGUCCAAUUUUGAUGAGAUAACCAACCCUCUCCGUGGCACAUAUUACCGCGCACGCGAGCCAAAGCGAGCCACAAGAGAGGACGGAAAAGAGCCCCGUACGAGAGGUAGGAGAAAGAGAGAGAGAGAGAGAGAGGAAAAGAAAUAAAAAUAAAACCCCUCUUCGAGUGGAGGCAAAUCUCUUCUUUGGGGCGCGGCCAUGCGAAAUAAGCCAACCGUUUCUGAAUGCUAACGUAGAUGCGGGGCCUGUAUACGCGUUAUACCACCCCCCCUCGCGAGAUGAUUUUAUUGCGUCGCGCAUCGAUACUGCAACUCUCUCCACGAUAUUUCAACUCACUUCUCUUUCUUUUUUUUUUUUUUUUUUUACAGAUUUCCCUUUGUCGCUUGUUUUUCGUUACGUACACACAUGCUUGUACGUUUUGUUACAUCGCGUUGUAAUUGGUGGAUCGUGGACGCGCGACGAUUGUGAGGGAGAGAGAGAGAGAGAGAGUGUGUGUGUGUAAGAGUGAAUACGAUGAAUCAUCAUCGUGUUCACGAUUAUUUUUUCGUGCUUUCGCGAAGAAAUCUUGUGAUAUCUGGUUAGAAGCUUUUUCCCGCGUUGUUCGUGGUUUUGUUGUUGUUGUUGUUUUCUUUCGUCCCUUUUUUUUGUACAGGGAAAUUGAUACCGUGGAACUUUUUUCAACGAAAUCGUUUUAAUCAUGUAAAAUUAUUACGAAUUCUAAUUAUUAUUUGGAAUAAUAAUCAUGUUUGAAUAUUUUUAUAAUUAAAAAAAUGUAUUUCGUAUUAUUUGUUCGAGAAACGAUUGCUUAAUUCCUUUAAUUACAAUCAUAAUUAUUGGUGGAAAGAAAUUAUUGAAUUAUUUGAAUAGAUUCGUUUCGAAAAAAGUUCUACCGUGCAUAACAAAUUUGUAGAUAACAUUUUAUCAAACGUAACGUUAAAAUUUUAUUUUAUUACUCCAACUCUUAAAAUCUAUCGUCAAAAUAUAUUUCACGAUAGCCUUUAAGGGUGCAGUCUUUUGAAAAACCUUGUUUAAAAAGAAAUAUUAUCAAUUUAACUUGUCGUAUCUCCCUCGUGAUCUUACACAGAGGAAAAAAAAAAAAAUACACGCGGCAGAACGAAAAAUAGAAUGCAAGAUUUUUUUUUUUUUGGUCGGAUAGUAGAGAAAUAUGCGAAUCUGUAAUUUGUUACUGUGAAGCUUUAAACGAUUGGCCGGUAAUAAUAAAACGUUCAAUUCGAGCAAAUUGUUUGCAGACGCGCCAUUCUGUCCACGGAUUGUUGAAUUCGUUCGCACCCCCUCCUCCCCCUCCCUUCCUCACCCUCUUCCUCGCAGUUUUAUUGCAGCUGAUUUUUCGCAAUCGACGCGCAACCGUAUAUUCGAAAUUUUAUACACUUGUUUUGCCGCGCGAGGCACGUAUUUUUCGUGGGCAAAAUUUUUCGAUAUCAACCGGCGACGAUCGAGCCUCGCUACCGAUCAGAAUGGAAACUAAUUCUCCCCCCCUGGCAUACUUUUCGCCUCCCUCCUAUCUAGAAAUUGUAUACAGUUUAAAAAAAAAAAAAAAAAAAAAAAAAAAGGAAUAAAAAGAAGAAAAAAGAAAAAAAGAAAUAUCGUAACGAUUGUAGAGCGAAUGGACGAUGAAAAAAAAGAAAUAUAAUGUAAAGCGUAAUCUAAACGGAUAGAGAGAGAGAGAAAGAAAAAACGUAUCCUCUUCGACUAUUAUUAUCGUAUGUUCCUCGGCUAAACCGCACGCGUUUUAUUUCCAACGUUGUCCAAACGAGAGAGAGAAAGGAAACGAAGCGUAGCGAUCGCUAUAGCUCGACUCGAGUUUUCCAUUAAUCAUGUCGCUGAAGAAAAAAAACGACGACGUUUAAUCAUUGUUAAUUAUUUGCUGUAACAUAACGCGUUUGUAAAUAAAUUGAAUCUUAAUCGAAGAUCGUUGCCUCAUUUACGAAAACGUUUCUUCCAACAUCGUUCAAAUUUUUACAAAUAUUUGGCAAAUUAUAACA
Messenger RNA from Apis mellifera (honey bee), 3874 nucleotides. Its product is annotated as transcription factor Sox-21-B. The transcript has 2 exons. The record is from RefSeq and is a predicted model, not a curated record. Bases 17 to 1015 code for a protein of 332 amino acids. NCBI's taxonomy places the organism in Eukaryota, Metazoa, Arthropoda, Insecta, Hymenoptera, Apidae. Gene Ontology annotation, molecular function: RNA polymerase II cis-regulatory region sequence-specific DNA binding; DNA-binding transcription factor activity, RNA polymerase II-specific. Gene Ontology annotation, biological process: regulation of DNA-templated transcription; cell differentiation; anatomical structure morphogenesis.